GCGGCGGACGGAGGAACUGAUAGAGCUUGAGGGGCUGCGGCCACGAAUGGUAGCGUUAGGGUUUGCUUGGAUUUAGGGCUCGGCCGCCUCCUCCAGUUUCGAGGGAUGGGAGGACGCCGUGGAGGAAGGUGGCGGAGUGAGGUCAGGGGCCAUAGUGGAGCCGAGCGGGUGGGCUGGGCACCAUUCACGCGUUCCUUCCUUCGCUUGCUCACACUUGGCUCGCCUCGGCCCGGCCGUGCCUUUUUCUAACAGACUCCGUCGGCACCGCACAGGCACAGGGAAGUCAUGAGCUGACACGCCGGAGAGAGAAGAGCAGCAGCGGAGUGUGGACUACUCUACUCCCUAAUAAAUCUAGCGCUCUGCCUGGAUCUCCGUAUCGGUCGGGGAUUCAUCACGGCAGCGGAGGGAGAGAGGAGAUCAGCCAUGCCCCCUCGAUCUCUCGCCGUCUUCGUUGUCGUCCUCCUCCUCGCCGCCCUCUCCGCCAGCGCCGCCACCAACAGAAAGAAGGAUCAGGAGGACGACCUCCAGUACCUCAUCGACAACGCCGAUGACAUCCCCGCCAACGACCCCGACGGAUGGCUCCAAGAGGGCUCCCCCGACGACGACCUCCUCUUCGAGGACCACUCUGAGUCUGAGCCAGAAGACGACCACCACCAGCAGAUCGACGAGACCCACGUCGUGGUCCUCACCGCCUCCAACUUCUCCACCUUCCUCGCAGCCCGCCGCCACGUCAUGGUCGAGUUCUACGCCCCAUGGUGCGGCCACUGCCAGGCGCUCGCCCCGGACUACGCCGCCGCCGCAGCCCACUUCGCCGCCCACCACCAGAACGACGUCGCCCUCGCCAAGGUCGACGCCACCGAGGACACCGACCUCGCCCAGAAGUACGACGUCCAGGGCUUCCCCACCAUCCUCUUCUUCAUCGACGGCGUCCCCAGGGACUACACCGGCGCAAGGACUAAGGACGCCAUCGUCGCCUGGAUCAACAAGAAGCUCGGCCCCGGGGUGCACAACAUCACCACCGUCGACGACGCCGAGAGGAUACUCACUGGGGAUGAAAAGGCCGUCCUUGCCUUCCUCGACUCCCUAUCCGGCGCUCACAGUGAUGAGCUUGCUGCUGCUUCAAGGCUGGAAGAUAGUGUCAGCUUUUACCAGACUUCAAGUCCUGAUGUUGCUAAGCUUUUCCACAUUGACCCAGCAGCAAAGCGCCCAUCCUUAGUAUUGCUGAAGAAAGAGGAGGAGAAGUUGACCUUCUAUGAUGGGGAGUUCAAAGCAUCCGUCAUUGCUGAUUUUGUGUCUGCAAACAAGCUUCCUUUGGUUAUCGCACUUACACAGGAAACUGCCCCUUCUAUUUUUGAUAACCCAAUCAAGAAGCAGAUUUUACUAUUUGCUGUUGCAAACGAGUCUUCAAAAUUUCUUCCCAUCUUUAAGGAAGCAGCAAAAUCAUUCAAAGGAAAGCUUUUAUUUGUCUCCGUGGAGCGAAAUAAUGAGGAAGUUGGCGAACCAGUUGCCAACUACUUCGGUAUUACUGGACAAGAGACCACAGUUCUUGCAUACACUGGGAAUGAGGAUGCCAGAAAAUUUUUCCUUGAUGGUGAGAUGUCACUGGACAUCAUUAAGAAAUUUGCUGAAGAUUUCUUGGAGGAUAAGCUCACACCAUUCUACAAGUCUGAACCAGUACCUGAAUCUAAUGAUAGGGAUGUCAAAAUUGUUGUUGGGAAAAAUCUAGAUCUAAUAGUUUUGGAUGAAUCUAAAGAUGUCCUUCUGGAGAUAUAUGCACCGUGGUGUGGUCAUUGUCAGGCACUGGAGCCUACUUACAACAAACUAGCCAAGCAUCUCCGUGGCAUCGACUCCCUUGUAAUAGCCAAAAUGGAUGGCACUACCAAUGAGCAUCCGCGCGCCAAGCCCGACGGAUUCCCCACGAUUCUCUUCUAUCCAGCAGGGAAGAAAAGCUUUGAGCCUAUCACUUUUGAGGGGGACCGGACCGUGGUAGAGAUGUACAAAUUCAUCAAGAAGCAUGCUAGUGUCCCUUUCAAGUUGAAGCGCCAAGACUCAUCAACGACGAAAACUGGGAGCACUCAGAGCCCAACUUGGGCCGAGGGUGAGAAGAGCUCUGGUACAAACCUGAAGGACGAACUGUAGGGCAUUAAAGGAUCAAACAACUCAGUGCUGGCUGCUAGUUCUGAGGUGGAUCUUCCUUCGCAAUCUUUCUUUUCUGGAGGAGGGAGGAGGAGAAAGCAAUGCUAGUAGUUGGUCAAGUAGAGUGAGAGGAGUUGGGGAUGAGUCAGAUUGGAACAGGUCGGGAUAUAAUAAUCGAAUAAAUAAAAAACAAAUCCUUUCCUUUC
This is a messenger RNA of Phragmites australis (common reed), 2342 nucleotides long. Its product is annotated as protein disulfide isomerase-like 1-4. Gene Ontology annotation, molecular function: protein disulfide isomerase activity. The transcript is spliced from 11 exons. Gene Ontology annotation, cellular component: endoplasmic reticulum. The record is from RefSeq and is a predicted model, not a curated record. Lineage: Eukaryota; Viridiplantae; Streptophyta; Magnoliopsida; Poales; Poaceae. Gene Ontology annotation, biological process: response to endoplasmic reticulum stress; protein folding. Bases 424 to 2139 code for a protein of 571 amino acids.